This is a messenger RNA of Micropterus dolomieu (smallmouth bass), 1263 nucleotides long. RefSeq names its product CCR4-NOT transcription complex subunit 11-like. Bases 547 to 1224 code for a protein of 225 amino acids. NCBI's taxonomy places the organism in Eukaryota, Metazoa, Chordata, Actinopteri, Centrarchiformes, Centrarchidae. Gene Ontology annotation, biological process: mRNA catabolic process; negative regulation of translation. The transcript has 3 exons. Gene Ontology annotation, cellular component: CCR4-NOT complex. The record is from RefSeq and is a predicted model, not a curated record.
UUUUCCACUAUUUCCAGGUCAGUUUUAUCUUUAAGUGGUGUUUUUAUGUGUAGCAGGUUUAGCUGCCGCAGAUUUUAAGUAAGUAAGAGGUUUGUUCGUCUUUCUGGAGACAAGAAUCCGGUUUGUGAGGAAGUUAAACCUCAGCGUGUACAACUACAGGUCCCACAAUGCACCGCGGCCCGACAGUUCAAAUCAGAACUUAAACGGCUAAUGCAGCAGGCGUGUGUUAGCAGUCCGACGACACUUCGCAAUAUCGGGACAUUUGGCUCGGUUUGAGAGUUUCUGGCUCUGUAAGACUCUUAUGCUGGUACCGACCCGGUCAGACUGGACUCUGCCGGGCGGACUCUCCCGUUUGGACCAUGACUCCGCCGGUUCUUGUCAGUUAGCGCUGCUGUGCUAAGCUAACUCGUUGCUAGCUGGUGACUUUCAGACUUGUAUUUGUCCUCUGCUUCAAACAUGAAUUAACUUCUCUCGGUUUAUCACGGGGAUGCGUUGUUCGCUGUUUUGACCGACAGUCUUAAACUAGUCCCGGAUCUCCACGGAACCAUGACCCUGGCCCCGAAGGAGCUGUCCAACCUGCUGAGCAUCAUCUCGGAGGAGGCUUGCACCAACACCUUCGAGAGCCUCUCCACACACUUCCACCACUACUUCGGGAAGGCGGAGCACUUCAGGGUGGGUUCGGUUCUGGUCAUGCUGCUCCAGCAGCCGGACCUGCUGCCCAGCUCCCCGCAGCGGCUCACGGCUCUCUACCUGCUCUGGGAGAUGUACCGCACCGAGCCGCUGGCCGCGAACCCGUUCGCCGCCGUGUUCGCCCACCUGCUGAACCCCGCACCUGCGGGGGAGGAGCCGGAGAAGCUGCUGUCAGGCUUCCUGCCUCCCAUCACCCAGCCCGAGAAGUUCUUCCUGUCCCAGCUGAUGUUGGCGCCGCCCAGGGAUCUGUUCAAGAAGACGCCCCGACAGGUGUCCUGCAUGGACGCCGGCAACAUGCCCCAGUCCAUCGACAUCAGUGGGCUGCAGCUCGCCUUAGCAGAGCGUCAGUCAGAGCUGCCCACGCAGAGUAAAGCCAGCUUCCCCAGCAUCCUCAACGACCCCGAUCCGGACUCGUCCAACUCGGGAUUCGACAGCUCAGUGGCGAAUCAGAUCAUAGAGUCUCUGGUCACGGGGCCCCGCCCUCCGCUGGAGAGUGAGUGUGUUUUGACGCCAUUGUUGUUUUUAAAUGUGUAGAAAACGGAACCAAGUCGUAUGUCGUGUCCAGCGCAGGAA